CAAUGAAAAACAACCUGUUAUUUGUUGCUGACUUCACACAUGAUUCAGAUCACAUGAUAUCACUUUUGUCAACAAGUUCAGUUACGUCCGUUGACUCAACCGUUGUGAUUGUGCGAUAAUGCGGUUGAUUUUACUUUUGAUAUCUUUUGUUGGUAUAGCAUCCUGUGGUACCCUUCUUGGGUCAAAGGAAUGCUCCUGGGGACCUUCAUAUUGGUGCAGCCAUGCACGAAAUGCAAAGGCCUGCGGCGCAGUGCAGCAUUGCUUGGAUACAGUGUGGAGCAAACAGAUAAUUAAGGAGGAAUCACAGCCAGCAUCAUGUGAUCUCUGCAAAAUGGUAGUCAAGGAAACAAGGAAGAUGCUGAAAAGCAAAAGUAGAGAUAUAAAGAUAGUUGAGUUCUUCACCAUGGCAUGCCAAUUUCUGCCUGAUGAAAGUCUGAAGAAGGAGUGCAGCGUCCUUGCCACAGAGUCAGAACUCCUGAUUAAAUUACUAAAGAGCAACAUUUCAGAUGAACAGCUGUGUGCAGCUGUCAAGCAGUGCAAGGGAUUUGAAGACAAAACACACCAGUAUCCCAAAGGAGUUCCAAAAGUAUCAGGCAAAGUUACCAAGAUCUGCAAGGAUUGUGUGGCGUUUUUUGGGGACAUUAAGCAGUUGAUCCAAGAUAAUUCAACAAUAGAUCAAAUUAAAGAUAUGCUGAAGAAUGUACUGUGUACACAGCUGCCAUCUGAGGAGGGAUUGUGUGACUUCAUUGUUGAUGAACUAGUACCACAACUGCUGCAAACUCUUGGCAGCGAAGUAGACCCUCAAGUAUUCUGCAACAUGAUGGGAUUCUGUAAUGGUACAAACAUUAACAAGGCAUUGGUCACAAGAAUUCAGUACAGGACUGAAUUGAAAAAGUUGAAUAAGGCUAAAAUUGGUGGGGUGGAGGAGUGUGACCUGUGUAAAGAGGUCAUGUCAAAGGUCAGGGACAUGGACCGUGAUCCUACUAACCAGGAAAAAAUCAAGGCCUACAUCAAGACAGACUUGUGUGAAAAACUUGGCUCAUUAGCAGAUCAGUGUAAAACAGCAGUUGAUGAAUAUGCAGAUAUACUCUUUGAACUGAUCGCCAAUGAACUGGAUCCCACUACAGUGUGUACAAUGCUUGGAUUCUGUAAAACAACUUAUUAUGUUGCUGCUAUGCCCAUCCUCCCAGGAAUACAGCUGAAACCAAAAGUAAAUGUACAGGAAAAACCAAAAGCUGGAGAACUCUGUGAUUUGUGUCAGAUGGUCAUCAAUGAGUUGGACUCCAUGAUUCUAAAGAACUCAACUACUCAAGAGGUGGAGAAGGCGUUGAACUCUGUUUGCAAGCGGUUGCCUGCCAAGUACUCAGAUGACUGCAGCGACUUUGUAAAACAAUACGCACCAGCUAUUUUGGAUCUCAUUGGACAGGAGUUAGAUCCCCUGACAGUCUGCACAGUCUUAAAGCUGUGCACCUCUGAAUCCAAGAAAUUAGUUAUACAGAAACCAGUGGAAUCUACAACAGAAUGUGUCCUGUGUGAAAUGAUCAUGAAGGAAGUAGACACCAUCCUCCAAGGAAGCAAAGUAAAGGAGGAGAUCGAGAGCGCCCUGAAGUCUGUGUGUGAUCGCCUGUCCACUGGUGACCUCGCCAAAGAGUGCUCCAACUUUGUCAUGCAGUACACAGAGAUCUUGAUUGAUCUUCUGAAGAGCAUGCCGCCCAAGGAAGUGUGCUCCAAACUUGGUCUGUGUACUGCUGACAAAGCACCUGCUAAGCAGCAGCUGCAUCAUGUCAAGCUGGUCUCUGACAAACACAAUAGUGUCUCCCACUUGCGUAGUGUAGAUGCCUCAGUUGAAUGUGUUGUGUGCGAAUACAUCAUGUCUGAAGUGGACAACAUUCUGAAAGAGAACCGCAGCAGAGAAGCCAUUGAGAAUGCCCUAAAAAUGGUCUGCUCCAAGCUUCCCUCUACCAUCAGCCAGGAAUGCACUGACUUUGUGAACCAGUAUGCAGACCUUGUGAUUAACCUGUUGAUUCAGGAGGGGGAUCCAAAGACUGUGUGUAAAGCCCUUAACCUGUGCCAAGCUAGUGCCAAAGCAAAAAGUGUAGAUGCCUCGGUUGAAUGUGUUUUGUGCGAGUACAUCAUGUCUGAAGUGGACAACAUUCUGAAAGAGAACCGCAGCAGAGAAGCCAUUGAGAAUGCCCUAAAAAUGGUCUGCUCCAAGCUUCCCGCUACCAUCAGCCAGGAAUGCACUGACUUUGUGAACCAAUACGCAGACCUUGUGAUCAACCUGUUGAUUCAGGAGGGAGAUCCAAAGACUGUGUGUAAAGCCCUAAACCUGUGCCAAGCCAGUGCCAAAGCUAAGAGUGUAGAUGCCUCGGUUGAAUGUGUUUUGUGCGAGUACAUCAUGUCUGAAGUGGACAACAUUCUGAAAGAGAACCGCAGCAGAGAAGCCAUUGAGAAUGCCCUGAAAAUGGUCUGCUCCAAGCUUCCCGCUACCAUCAGCCAGGAAUGCACUGACUUUGUGAACCAGUAUGCAGACCUUGUGAUUAACCUGUUGAUUCAGGAGGGAGAUCCAAAGACUGUGUGUAAAGCCCUAAACCUGUGCUCAAGCAAACAAAAGAAAACUAAUAUAAACUCCAUCAGGUUUCUUCCCAUCCCGGGUCAAGUGGCUAGUUUGCGGUUGGGGGAUGAGAAGUGUGAGGUGUGCGAGGUGAUCCUGAAUUACCUGGACGAGGCACUGAAGGAGAACAAGACUGUCCAGGCAGUAGAGGCACUCCUGGACCAAGUCUGUAACUUCCUCCCCACAACAUUCAAGGAAGAGUGUGACACUAUUGUGGCCCAGUAUGGUCCUGUGAUUGCCCAAUUGUUCUCACAACUCUUGGAUCCAAAGAAGAUUUGCCAGGAAAUUAAACUUUGUCCUUCAAAAUAUGGUGUGAAACAGUCCCUUAUCAAUCAUCUGAUGAAGAAAACCAAACCAGCUCCCAAAGAUACCAGACUGUACUUUAAAAGUAAACAGCAAAAGCUGGGAAAGAAGGAGUGUACCUAUGGACCAUCUUAUUGGUGCGCCAGUCUGAAAAACGCCCAGAAGUGUCAGGCAGAGGAACACUGCAGAACAAAGGUGUGGAAUCGCAACUAAUACAACAGUGAGCCCCCGUAACACCUUACAGGAAGAGAUUAUUGUUUAAUAAAACCGUUUUCUGUAAAUGCUACUUCUUUAAGAAUGAUGUGAUAUAUUUGUGAUUACUCUUUUGUUUAUUUUUCAUUUUAAUUUCUCGAUCAUGUGAAAAUAUGUUGUAUGAUAUUGUAUGUCUCUUUUAUUUUAGGAAUCAUAAUUUCACUUUAAAUGUAUUUUGUCGAAUACUGGUAGAUUUUUUUGUUAUUCUUUAAGGAAAAGGGAGGGGGAGGUAAGAAAUGGAUAGAAAUUGCAGAUGAAAAAAAAGUCACCAUUUCUUAUCUUAUACAUGUAUAUUUAAAUAAUGUUCUCAAAAACUUCUACUUAUUUGUAAAUAAAUUCUCUGUUUCUUUACAUGUACAUACUUGAAAAUAUUCUUUACAUGUACAUACAUGCAGAUAUUCAUGUUAAGCUUUGAAUUUCAAAAACUAAUUUUGUUGUUGUUGAUUCAUUUCAGUAGUUACAUUAUGUGAAUGACUGCAUCAUUUUGACUUGAAACAUUGUGGAAUGUUCAUAUCAAUCUUUCAUUCCUUUUGAUAUCCUUGAUAACCCCUUCAUUGUAGUGGAACAGAGUAAUUACUUGUUUGAAAGCAAAAUGGGACAGGUGCCCUUCAAGGCUUCUACAGAAUUGCUGUACAAAUCAUUAAUAUACCUGGUGUAUGAUUAUAUCAAGAGUAAUGAAGAUGGACACUAUAUUCUUCGUUUUCAUUCCUGAUGUUGAUGUGCAUUGCAUGUAAUUGCUUAGAAUUUUUUAACUUUCAGUAGCAAUGAUCUGUCGUACAUUCCACUGUGAUAUUGACAAGAUAAUGAUCUGAACCAUCUUUGAUUACCAAGGGAGAUGAUCUGCUCAGAGGGGCAAAUUGUGUCCCUUGGCUACCACAGAUGGAUCUGCACAUUCAGAACAGAAUUUUUGUUUAACAACUAUAGAAUGUUUCUUCAUACAGGUUGAAAUAUUUAUUACCAUAAUUUCUUCAAGUGUUUUGGUUUUAACUGAGUAGAAAUAAUAAAACAAAAUAUUCUUCUGUU
Messenger RNA from Magallana angulata, 4192 nucleotides. RefSeq lists its product as uncharacterized. Gene Ontology annotation, biological process: sphingolipid metabolic process. The record is from RefSeq and is a predicted model, not a curated record. The coding region runs from base 119 to 3130 and encodes 1003 amino acids. The transcript is spliced from 23 exons. Gene Ontology annotation, cellular component: lysosome. Lineage: Eukaryota; Metazoa; Mollusca; Bivalvia; Ostreida; Ostreidae.